UCAGGCCUCUGACCUCCUCUGCCUUGCAGGACGAUGCCGUCCUCUAUCUCGUGGGGCCUCCUGCUGCUGGCCAGCCUCAGCUGCCUGGCUGCUGGCUCCCUGGCUGAAGAUGCUCAGGAGACAGAUGCAUCCAAGCCCGACCAGGAGCACCCAGCCUGCCACAAGAUUGCUCCGAACCUGGCCGAGUUUGCAUUAAGCCUCUAUCGUGUGCUGGCCCAUGAGUCCAACACCACCAACAUCUUCUUCUCCCCUGUGAGCAUCGCCACAGCCUUGGCCUCGCUCUCGCUGGGCACCAAGGCUGACACUCACACCCAAAUCAUGGAGGGCCUGGGCUUCAACCUCACAGAGAUCUCAGAGGCUGACAUCCACCAGGGCUUCCAGCAUCUUCUCCAAAACCUCAACAAACCCAACAGCCAGCUCCAGCUGACCACUGGCAACGGCCUCUUCAUUGACCACAAUCUGAAGCUGCUGGACAAGUUCUUGGAGGAUGUCAAGAACCUGUACCACUCAGAGGCCUUCUCCACCGACUUCACAAACACCGACGAGGCCAAGAAGCAGAUCAACACUUAUGUGGAGAAAGGGACCCAAGGAAAAAUUGUGGAUUUGGUGAAAGAUCUGAACAGAGACUCAAUUCUCGCCUUGGUGAACUACAUUUUCUUUAAAGGCAAAUGGGAGAAACCCUUCGAGGUAGAUCACACCAAGGAAGAAGACUUCCAUGUGGACCAGCUCAUUACCUAUCUUCAUACCAGGAGAGUCGAUUUGUACUUCCCCAAAGUGAACAUCUCUGGAACCAUCCAUCUGAAGCCUGUCCUGACAAGUCUGGGCAUCACCAAGCUCUUCAGCAACGCGGCUGACCUGUCUGGGAUCACGGAGAACGGUCCCCUGAGGGUCUCCAAGGCCCUGCAUAAGGCUGUGCUGACCUUCGACAAGGAAGAGACAGUGGCCGCAGGGGAUGCCAAAUGGGAAGAAAACACCUUGUUUAAGGCCCCCACUGUCCAGUUCAACAGGCCCUUCUUUCUCAUCAUUAUGGAUGAAUACACCAACUUUCCCCUCUUUGGUGGCAAAAUAGUGAAUCCCAUAGAGAAAUAGCUGGUCUCAGGCUUC
This is a messenger RNA of Ictidomys tridecemlineatus (thirteen-lined ground squirrel), 1104 nucleotides long. The record is from RefSeq and is a predicted model, not a curated record. Lineage: Eukaryota; Metazoa; Chordata; Mammalia; Rodentia; Sciuridae.